AGCGAUGCCGGGAAGAAAAAAACCCCAUCAUCAUCACCGGAAUGGUGGCCACAGGACAUCAGCCAACAACAACAACAACAACAACAGUCGACAGAAGGACCAGCAAAGGCAGCCCAAGGAGGAGAGUCCUUCACCGGAGCAGGCUCUACCCUAUCGCAUUGAAAAAUCCGAAAUAUAUGGAAGAUAUCUGGUGGCCAGCCGGCAGCUAGAACCCGGUGAGCUGCUCAUCACCGAGGAGCCUCUGGCCAUUGGUCCCUGUGUGAGUGGUGAUCCCGUCUGUCUGGGUUGCUAUCAACCGGUGUCUCUGGCCUCGGAUCAAUAUCGUUGUCCCGCCUGUGCCUGGCCAAUGUGUGGCCCCAGUUGCUCCGGUUUGGGUCAUCGACAUGGACACACGGCCGCCGAGUGUCAGUUGUAUGGAGAGCGUAAAGCGGCGGCAGGGGAACUGCUCACGGAUCGAGCCGGUCCGGCGGAAGUGCGUGAUCUUUACGAACUGGUAAUGAUUGUGCGCAUCCUGCUGCUGCGCCAGCACGAACCGGAGCAGUUCCAGCUGAUAGCCCGGAUGGAGUCGCACACGGAGGAGCGGCGCAAGAAUGCUGUGCUGUGGCAACACUACGAGGAGAAGGUGGUUAAGCGACUGCAUCGGGACUGGCAGCUGGAGGAUUUGCCCGAGGAGCAGGUGCACGAGGUGUGCGGCAUUCUGGAUGUGAAUUGUUUUGAGAUCGGCCAGAAUGGGUCCAAGGCGCGGACGCUAUAUCCGAGCGCCUUCCUGCUCGCGCACGACUGUCGUCCCAAUACGGCGCACACGGAUGAUCCAGGAUCCUACGCCAUCCUGCUGAGGACCUCGAGGCGCGUGCGCGAGCGGGAAGCGCUGACGCUCAGCUAUGCGUACACGCUGCAGGGCACGCUCAAGCGAAGGUCCUUCAUGCACGAGGGGAAGCUGUUCUGGUGCCGGUGUGAGCGUUGUGCCGAUCCCCGGGAGCUGGGCAGUGAUUGCAGUGCUCUCGUGUGCUCUGCCUGCCGGGAGGGAACAGUGAGGGCGUUGGAGCCACUGGAGCAAACCGGUGACUGGGGGUGCGAUCACUGCCCGCAUCGGCUGGGCUCUGAGGAUCUGGAGCGUCUACUGGAUCGCAUCAACAAUGAUCUGGAGUCCAUAGAUGUCCAUGACAUUCCUGGACUGGAGAGAUUCCUCCUCAGAUAUCGAAAUGUCCUGCGACCCAAUCACUAUCUCCUCCUGUCGGCCAAGUAUUCACUGUGCCAGAUAUAUGGCCGGAUCGAGGGUUAUUUGCUGCCGGAAAUGUCGCCAGAGGAUAUAGCCCGCAAGGAGACAUAUUGCCGAGAGUUCCUCGAAAUUGUUGAUAUCCUGGAUCCUGGUCUGACGCGCCUAAGAGGACUCAUCAUGUACGAGCUGCAUGCCCCUGUGAUGGUCCUGGCCCAAAUGGGCAUGCAGAGGGGGCAGAUCUCACGUCAGGACUUCCAGCGCCGUCUCAAAGAGGUGGUGAAGCUGCUCCAAACCAGCCGGGAUAUCCUGUGCCUGGAGCCAGAGGGAUCCACGGAACACGCCAUGGGAAUGGCAGCAGCCGAUGCACUCAUUAAAAUGGGUUGCUAGCCAAAGGAAUGGUCAAUCAAAGCUCUUA
Molecule: messenger RNA, 1634 nt
Organism: Drosophila serrata
Lineage: Eukaryota; Metazoa; Arthropoda; Insecta; Diptera; Drosophilidae
Gene: SmydA-4
Product: SET and MYND domain containing, arthropod-specific, member 4
Molecular function (GO): protein binding
Source: RefSeq, a predicted model, not a curated record